Molecule: messenger RNA, 2753 nt
Organism: Quercus robur (English oak)
Lineage: Eukaryota; Viridiplantae; Streptophyta; Magnoliopsida; Fagales; Fagaceae
Product: G-type lectin S-receptor-like serine/threonine-protein kinase At1g67520
Exons: 7
Coding region: 241-2664 (807 amino acids)
Biological process (GO): protein phosphorylation
Molecular function (GO): ATP binding; protein serine/threonine kinase activity
Source: RefSeq, a predicted model, not a curated record
AGAGUAGAGGGAUAUCAUACACGAUAAAGGAAUAGCCGCCAACGAUGCCAUUCCUUCUCUGCCUCUCUCUCAAGUCUCUUCCUGCCAAUAUUGACAUUCUCCUUCACUGAUAUGAUAUCCCUCUCUUCCAUUGACUUUCCAUUAGUCUAAGCUUGCUAUAUAUUUUAUAUAUAUAGAAAUAUAGACAGACAGAGAGAAAGCUCUGCGUUUCUCAGCCUUGAACCCUUCCUUCAAAGUUCAAUGGCCAAAAGUGCAACUUAUUUGUUAAUCAUAUCAGUUUUCCACUGUUGCUUUCUGUUAUCUCUAUCUCAAGCAAAAGACACCCUUAAACCAGGAGAGGACCUCAGAGAGGCUAAGACCUUAGUUUCUUCAAAUGGGGUCUUUGAAUUAGGCUUCUUCAGCUCCAGCAGCUCCUCCUCAAGCAACCACUACUUGGGAAUUUGGUUCAAGAACGACCCAAACAAGAAGCCUGUCUGGGUUGCAAACCGUGAAAAUCCCAUUUUAGACUCUUCUGGAGUCCUCUCUAUAAGAUACGAUGGAAAUUUAGUGAUUGUUGACAGAAGGCAGAUUCCCAUAAUUGUCAACUCCGGAAUGCUUGCCACAACUACAAACACAAGCUCAACACUUCUUGAUUCUGGUAACCUUCGUCUUGAAGAUGGAGAUAACACUGUUUGGCAGAGUUUUGAUUAUCCAUCUGACACAUUGUUGCCCGGAAUGAGACUUGGAUGGUUCAACUUAGGCACACAACAUUUGAGAAAACAGUUUCUUGUCUCAUGGCAAAGUCUGUCUGUUCCCGCCACAGGCUCUUUUGCUCUUGGUCUUGAUUCAAAUAAUAGAACACAAGUAAAGGUUUGGCAUAGGAAUGGGGUUUCGCGGCAAACUGCGUUUUGGGAUGGCCAGAAGUUGAAAUUUAUGAUUGAGAGUUUAUCAGAGGACUACAAUUUUAGCUAUGUGUCAAAACCAGAUGAGGUUUACAUUACUUUUAAUACUAGAGAGAAUUAUACUUCUUCAUGGUUUGUGAUGUCCUCAACUGGGCAAAUUCAGGAGUACAAAAUGUUGGGACAAAAGAUUUUAAUGGUGAAUCGUUCAAUUUGUGAAAAUACUACAAUAAGCGAUGCCACUGAUUGUUACAUAGUGAGGCCGUCCUUGUGCCAAGAUGGAGAUAAAUUCUCUGAAAUCAAGGGGUCCAUGCCAAAUUCAAUAGUUAUAAGUGAUUCAGCUCAUUUGGGUCCUAGUGACUGUGAGAUAUUGUGCAGGGGAAAUUGUUCUUGUACUGCGUUUGCUUCUUUUCGUGACGAUGGUACAGGAUGUGAAUUUUAUUAUGGCGACAAAAGAGCUCUUUUGGGAAUCAUUGGUGUAGGGAAGUCCAUAAUAUAUGUUCGUGGGGAUAUUUUACCAAAACCUGGUGAGACAGGUACUGCUUUAGAAUCUGGUGAACAGAACAGCAGGAGGCUGAGGUUGCUAGUCAUAAUUCCAGUUGUUUCUUUACUAGUACCUAUUAUAGUUGCCUUAAUUUGUUACAUACAAUGGAGAAAGCAAGGUUGUAGAGGAGGGAAGGGGAACGAAGACAGCAUGAGAAGAAGUCUGGAACGGUUCCUGUUUCAAAUUGGCUCUAAUGUAGCAGAAUUUGACGAAGAUAAACCUGAAGACAGAUAUAAUCGAAAGAAGGAUCAUGAACUGCCACUACUCAGUUUUUCUUGCAUGGCAACAGCUACAAAUAACUUCUCUGAUGAAAACAAGCUUGGUGAGGGUGGUUUUGGGCCUGUUUACAAGGGUGUGUUGCUAGGGCAUGAAAUUGCUGUGAAAAGACUUUCUAAAAGGUCAGGACAAGGAUUGGAGGAGUUCAAAAAUGAGGUUCAGUUGAUCUCAAAGCUCCAACACAGGAAUCUUGUUAGACUUUUGGGUUGUUGCAUUGAAAAAGAAGAAAAGAUUUUGAUCUAUGAGUACAUGGCCAACAACAGCUUGGAUUCCUUCCUUUUUGAUCCUUCAAAGAAAAUAUUAUUGGAUUGGAAGAAUCGUGUUUUUAUUAUUGAAGGGAUAGCUCAAGGGCUUCUUUAUCUUCACAAGUACUCAAGAUUUAGGAUCAUUCAUCGUGAUUUAAAGACCAGCAAUAUAUUGUUGGAUCCUCAUAUGAAUCCCAAAAUAUCAGACUUUGGCAUAGCAAGGAUUUUUGGAGAGGAUGAAGUUCGGGCAAAAACAAAUAGGGUUGUCGGGACAUAUGGUUAUAUGUCUCCUGAGUAUGUUGUGCAUGGUCAUUUCUCUACAAAAUCUGAUGUGUUUAGUUUUGGAGUCAUUAUACUGGAGAUCAUUAGUGGCAGGAAAAAUGUAACCUUUCGCCAUUCAGAUAGGUCUUUGAACCUACUAGGAUAUGCUUGGGAUUUGUGGAAAGAAGGAAAAGGCUCGGAGUUGAUGGAUCCAACAUUAUCUAACUCAUGUUCGAUAAGCCAAUUUAUGCUAUGCAUUCAGAUUGGUCUCUUGUGUGUGCAAGCGCAUCCAGAAGAUAGACCUACCGUGUCAGAUAUGAUUUCUAUGCUAAGCAAUGAUAUUACAAAUUUGCCUGCUCCCAAAGAACCAGCAUUUUCCACUCAUACAAGUUAUUCAAAUUUACCUAGUCCACAAUAUACUUUGAAUGAUGCUACAUUUUCAGGCAUAGAAGCUCGAUGAUAGUUAACAAGUAAUAACUUUCCUGAAUUGUUAAUUCUUUGAGAUCAAGGGUCUCUGAAAUGAAAUUGUUUGAGUCUGAGUAUGAAUUA